Thyridium curvatum is the source of this 1371-nucleotide messenger RNA. RefSeq lists its product as uncharacterized. Bases 1 to 1371 code for a protein of 456 amino acids. Gene Ontology annotation, molecular function: GPI mannosyltransferase activity; alpha-1,4-mannosyltransferase activity. Lineage: Eukaryota; Fungi; Ascomycota; Sordariomycetes; Thyridiales; Thyridiaceae. The record is from RefSeq and is a predicted model, not a curated record. Gene Ontology annotation, biological process: GPI anchor biosynthetic process. Gene Ontology annotation, cellular component: glycosylphosphatidylinositol-mannosyltransferase I complex; membrane. The transcript is spliced from 3 exons.
AUGGCUCCCAAGGCACCUUCCACCGCUUCCUCCCCCUCCUCCCCUUCCCACUCCCUCCUCACUGCGUUCUUCUCCCGCCCGUCCCCAGUCUACAUCUCGGCCGCCGUCCUGCGGCUCGUCCUCCUGCUCUACGGCCUCUGGCAGGACGCCAACUCGCCCCUCAAGUACACAGACAUAGACUACCUCGUCUUCACCGACGCCGCGCGCCUCUCCGCCGCGGGGGCGUCCCCCUACGGCCGCGAGACCUACCGCUACACCCCGCUGCUGGCCUGGAUCCUCGCGCCCACCGCCCUCGGCGACCCGGCCACCCCGCUCGGCGUCGCGCUCUUCGCCUCGGGCAAGGUGCUCUUCGCCGCGGCCGACCUCGUCGCCGGCUGGCUGCUCGUGCGGAUCCUGACGACGUCGUCGUCGGCCGAGGGCCUGGGUCCGGGUACGACGAGGCUCAUGCCGCCCGAGAGGGCGAGGCGGUUCGCCGCCAUAUGGCUGCUCAACCCCAUGGUCGCGACCAUCAGCACGCGCGGCAGCUCCGAGGGCCUGCUGGGCGCGCUGGUCGCCGCGCUGCUGUGGGCCGUGCUGCGCCGGCGCGUGGCCCUGGCGGGCUUCCUGCUGGGCUUCGGUGUGCACUUCAAGAUCUACCCCUUCAUCUACGCCCCGGCGAUCGUAUGGUGGAUGGACGACGAGCGGAUGGGUCGGGCCGGCGCCGCCGCCGCCGCCAAGGACGGGAGCCUGCUCGCUGUGGUCAAGAAGUUCUGCAGCCCGGCCCGGGUCCAGCUGGCCGUCGUGAGCCUGGCUACCUUCCUCGGGCUGAACGCGCUCAUGUACUCCAUCUAUGGCUUCCCCUUCCUCCAGCACACCUACCUCCACCACGUCACCCGCAUCGACCACCGCCACAACUUCAGCCCGUACAACAUCCAGCUGUACCAGGCCUCCUCUCCCGCGUCGCUACUACCGGGCCACAACGGCAGCAGCCUCCCGCGCGCCGAGUCCCUCGCCUUCCUCCCGCAGCUGCUUCUCUCAACCUUGCUCAUCCCCUUCGUCAUGGCCAAGAAGGACCUGCCGACCACCAUGCUGGCCCAGACCUUUGCCUUUGUCACCUUCAACAAGGUGUGCACGAGCCAGUACUUCCUCUGGUACAUGGUCUUCCUGCCGCUCUACCUCCCGCGCUCCUCCCUGCUGCGCCGCCCGGCCCUCGGCUGCGCCGCCCUGGCCCUCUGGGUCGCGUCCCAGGGCGCCUGGCUGCAGCAGGGCUUCCGGCUCGAGUUCCUGGGCCGCAGCACCUUCGUCCCGGGCCUGUGGCUCUCCACGCUGGCCUUCUUCCUCGUCAACUGCUGGAUCCUGGGCGUCAUUGUCGGCGACGUGGCCGAGAAAUGA